Carica papaya (papaya) is the source of this 940-nucleotide messenger RNA. The record is from RefSeq and is a predicted model, not a curated record. Lineage: Eukaryota; Viridiplantae; Streptophyta; Magnoliopsida; Brassicales; Caricaceae.
CUUCCUCCCCAUCUCUCUCUUCUCUCUUCUUCCUCUCUAACUUCCUCAGUACCUGACAGCAAGCUAAUGACGAUUGGAGACGAGAACGAUUCCAGUCUUAUUUCGUCAUUGUUUCUCAAACAAGUCAAUUACAGUUGUGGUUCUUGUGGCUAUCAGCUAAACUUAAACUCCUCUAACCGUAAUACCUCAGUUAUUGGUCCUGAAUAUGAGAAAUCCUUAAAGAGAGGCGUCAUUUCAUUCUUGAGCAUUGAUGAAAGCAGAUUUACAAAAAUUGAAGAACGCAGAUGGACACCAUACUUCAACUCCAUCCAUUCCUGGGGCCUACUUCAACGAAGAACCAAGCUUCUUUGCUACAAGUGUGGAAACCACAUAGGUAAUGCUUACAAAGAGAAUGCUUCUUUCCAUCAGCUACCACUGCAACAAUCACGGUUCAUAACAUGGGAUGGUAUUUCUGAUUCUAAUAAAAUUUAUGAUAUCAAAAUACGUGCUUAACAGCCUUUAUCUGCAGAGGACUGCAGUGUUGUUGCAGUCUUGCAUUUUUGAUCAUGUAGAAGAUUGAAAAUUGUGCCGUAGCCAUCUGAGAUGCAUACUCCCGUCAUCCUUAACCCCAUUCUUAUAGUGGCAACAUCUCCAGACACUUCAUGGUUGUUAAUCAUAAGUUGUAUGGCAGAUAUCAUUGCCCUGGAUACUUCAACAAUCUAAUCGGAAGGCAUUCGUACUCAAUUACCCUUUACCGUUCACAGCAAUAUUCCGUCUGGCACUUGAAACGUGGUAAUAAAUCAUGUUGUUGAUAGAUGUUCCUUUAUCCUUUUGUUGUAUAAUGCAUCUUACCGAAGGUUCAUUUUUGUAUUCUGUUGUAGUUGUGACAAAUUGUUGAUUUUGUUACACUUUGUUGAUAUUCAUUAUGGUUGAAAUAAUAUAUUCAAUUUCUGUGGUGUGG